Diorhabda carinulata is the source of this 1175-nucleotide messenger RNA. RefSeq lists its product as uncharacterized. The record is from RefSeq and is a predicted model, not a curated record. Lineage: Eukaryota; Metazoa; Arthropoda; Insecta; Coleoptera; Chrysomelidae. The coding region runs from base 200 to 1042 and encodes 280 amino acids. The transcript is spliced from 6 exons.
UCCUUCAUUUGUCUCUGAAUCUCGCCGAGGGGCACUUCAUGUGUAAAGGAUUUGUAUCAAGUUCGGAGCGCGUCAUUUCGUAAGUUUUGCGUUCGAGAUAUAAUGAACUUAUUCCAAAGUUUUAACAUGGUUAAGUGAUUAUUAUAAAUUAAUUAUAAAGUUCAGAGUGAGAUGUGAUGAGGUGAUUUUGUAAACAAAAAUGACAAAUGUAUUAAAAUUUGAUGUGUUGUUUUUAGUUUCUGCUAUUUUUAUCCAAGGUAUUUUCGGUCUAAAAAACGUGAAGCUGACAAUAGAACCUAGUAUCGUUCAGCGAUUCAAUCAGUCUGUUCUUCAUUGUUCAUACGAUUUGGAAAAAGACAUUUUAUAUUCAGUUAAAUGGUACAGGGGACGCUUCGAGUUCUACAGAUACACUCCCAGUGAAUAUCCCAGUAUCAAGACAUUCGCGUUGAAAGGGAUAAAUGUCGAUGAAAAGAAGUCGAAUUCAACACAAGUUGUAUUGAAAGAUAUCGACUUCAGUAUUUCUGGAAACUUCAGCUGCGAAGUUACUACCGAUGCUCCAUUUUCUACAGGGUUCGACAGGAAGACGAUGAUAGUGAUACAGCUUCCAGAAUUUCCACCAACGAUAAGUGUGGAAGGAGAGCCUUUAGAUUACUUGGAUACAUUGAAAGCGAAUUGUUCUUCCUCGCCUUCAAAACCGAAAGCAUCAUUAACGUUUAUAUUAAAUAACGUCACGAUUGCAAAACAGGAGCCUAUACGAUCUAAUAAAUUCAACGAAAUGCCCUCAUGGAGUGAUUUGAACGUUAACAUGCUCCUUUCACAAGAACAUUUCGACGGUGGAAGAUUGAUACUACGUUGCAUCGCGGAGAUUGGAGAUUUGUAUCACGAAGAGGCAGUACUCAAAUUACGUAGUGUUCGUGAGCCCGUCCCAGAAAGAGUAAGCGCCUAUAGCAUUGCCCCGAAUUGCAGAUCGUCUCACCCCGCUCUGAAAUUGAGUAUUUUAAUUUCAACGAUGUCAAUUUUUAGUUACAAGCUGUUCAAAUAACUUUUCAUGAAUAUGUAAGAACUUGGUAAUAAUGUAAUUUUUUUGUUCAAACAUUGAUGGCUGAAUCAAUUAUAGAUGUUAAGAGAGAAAUAAUUGUUAUUUGUUGUUUAUGCAAUAUAUUUACACAAAGUAA